Messenger RNA from Colletotrichum paranaense, 123 nucleotides. RefSeq lists its product as uncharacterized. The record is from RefSeq and is a predicted model, not a curated record. Lineage: Eukaryota; Fungi; Ascomycota; Sordariomycetes; Glomerellales; Glomerellaceae. The transcript has a single exon. The coding region runs from base 1 to 123 and encodes 40 amino acids.
AUGCACCUCCUCCUCCAGGCUCAACCGUCGCCCAUGACUCCAUCCUGUCGCUGCUGCGAGAAUACGACCCAGCCCGACCUGGACCCCCCAGCUGCCGUCCAUGCAUCGCACACGCUCCACUGA